Molecule: messenger RNA, 3310 nt
Organism: Girardinichthys multiradiatus
Lineage: Eukaryota; Metazoa; Chordata; Actinopteri; Cyprinodontiformes; Goodeidae
Gene: scarf1
Product: scavenger receptor class F, member 1
Exons: 11
Coding region: 148-2850 (900 amino acids)
Molecular function (GO): scavenger receptor activity
Source: RefSeq, a predicted model, not a curated record
AACGAGGGAGGAAGGGAAGGGUGGAGGGUGAGUAGAGAGGAGAAACACUGCCUUUCAUUGUGCUAGAACAAGUGAGGAAGAAAGAAGCACUCAGAAGGAGAUUUGGUUCCAGACGUAGAACAUUUUCGUGCUGGGUUUUCAGUGAAGAUGUUUCUCAGAGCUCUGAGCACUCUGCUCUGCUGCUCGCUGUCAUCUGCACAGACACUGGAUCCUGGUGGGAAAAAUGUUUGCAAGGAUUCAAGGGACUCCACCCUGGUCUGUUGCUCUGGAUGGCGUCAGCAGGGAAAACAGUGCACCAUGCCUGUCUGUGAAGGUGAACACGCGUGUCUUGAGAAUGAGAUCUGUAUGUUUCCUGGAGUGUGUCGCUGCCCACCCGGCUACUACGGAGCUCAGUGUAAAACACGCUGUCCUUCUGAGUUCUGGGCCCCAGACUGCCGUCUGGUGUGUCCGUGCUACCCUCAUGGCCACUGUAAUCCUGUCACUGGCGAGUGUACAUGCAACUCCACCCGCUGGGGUCCCCUUUGCCAGAACACCUGCAAGUGCACUCGCAAUGGCCGCUGCCACCCUGUCAACGGAAACUGCAUCUGCGAUAAAGGCUGGUGGUCCCCGACCUGCUCCAAAACGUGCCAGUGCUCCGGUGGUGGAUCCAUGGACUCCAGCUGUGACCCACUAACAGGCCGCUGCCAGUGCUACAGGGGGUACUGGGGUAUGAAAUGCCUCGGCAGAUGCAACUGUAACCAGUCUCCGUGUAAUGAGCGGACUGGCGUGUGUGAGUGUGAGGCAGGCUCCUGGGGACCCAGCUGUGACAGGAAAUGUAACUGUGACCUCUCACACAGCACCUGUGACCCGGCCUCUGGGCAGUGCCUUUGCCAACCAGGUUACAUGGGUGAUUCAUGCAACUACCCUUGUAAGGCUGGAGUCUAUGGCAUUGGCUGCAAAAUGAGAUGUGGUUACUGUAAAGACAACCAGCCGUGCUCAUCCACUGACGGUGCCUGUGCUGCCUGUGAACCCGGCUGGAAUGGCACACGAUGUGACCGUCCGUGCUCCCCUGGUUUUCACGGCGAUGGCUGCAAGAAUAAGUGUCCGCGGUGCAGGAAAAAUGAAACCUGUGAUCCAAAAACCGGGAAAUGUUUCAGGUGUGACCCUGGAUGGACCGGACCCAGGUGUGAGGAGCCCUGCUCUGAUGGGACGUUUGGAGACGCCUGCCACUUCUUGUGUAAUCCCUGUUUUCAUGGCAACUGCCAUCAUGUGACAGGAAGAUGUGUCUGUCAGCCAGGUUUUCAAGGAGAAAGCUGUAACAGCACCUGUCCUGCUCUGCUGUUUGGGCUCAAUUGUUCGUCCAUCUGUGACUGUGGUGAGGGGGUCAGCUGCCACCCUGUCACUGGUACCUGCCCCUACAGUGGAAGAGGCGCUGUGCUUGCAGGCGUACUGGUUCCUCUGUUCCUGCUGUUUUUUGCCGUUCUCUGUUGCUGCCUGUGUUGUGGUGGAGGUCCGGCUGAUGGGAAAAACAGUGCUAUUGUGGCUGAUGGAGGUCUGUUGGUCAGGAUGAAAUAUCACGUCUACAGUGUCCUGGCAAACAUCGGUGCUGCCCUGCCCUGUAUGUCUGACUGGUCCUCCGGCCUGCCUCGGGUCACUGUGUCUCAUCAUGACCCAGAGCUGACUUUUAACCACAGCUUCAUUGAGCCUCCGUCCUCUGGCUGGGUCACUGAGGGGUCGUCCUUCGACAGCGAUGAAGAGGAGGGAGAGGCUCUCUACUGCGUUCCUCCAAGAGAAGAUAUCCCAGCCGUGGCGGGUGGGGAGUUCCAAGAGAUGAGCUCCAAGUGUAACAUGUUCCUAGACCCAUCUGGGUUCAGCAGCGAGGACAUCACCUCGUCCUUCAACAUUCCUCGCACCUCCAGCAUUGCCAAGUCCAAGCGGCCGUCUGUGUCAUUUGCUGAGGGCACCCGCUUUAGUCCUAAAGAGAGGAGUGGAUCUGGUCAGGACCCUGGUGCUCCUCCACGCAGCAAAGCUAAGACCACCUGGGGGGUUCUGAUGCUGUCGGCCCUCCAAGGUCAGGGGGGCACCGCUAGGACUGGGGAAGAGGAUGGAACUGAGGAAGAGGAGAGGGAAAAUGGGGAAAAUGUUCAAACAACAGAGAACCAGGAGUCAAGCUUUGAGGUUGUGGACCAGGAAGUUGACAAAACCCCAUCAUAUGUGAAUUUACAAGUUCCUGGGACAUCAGGACGAAGACGGACCAUGUCCAACACAGCUGCUCAUAAAGGAACCCCGCCGCUGACAUCUGAUGGCGAGGUGGGAGCUUCUCAUAAGAUUACUACAGUAUAUGUGACAGUUACUAAAGCUGGCAGGCCCAUAACAAAAACAGAGUCGAGCUCUGAAGGACCCGUCCAGGCCAUGCUGCGCAGACUCGGCAGCCUGCAGAGACAAAAAGAACAGGACGGUGGGAAGUCAAAGUCAAAGGCAGCUGAGGGGAUCACAAAACCCCCAAGAAGGAAGCUGGGAGUUCGGGCUGCCGUGUGGGAGCAGGGAGGCCCAUCAGGAGUGGAGCCUAAGCCAAUCAGGCGGAAGAAGGCCUUUAAUGCUGCUUCAGAGGCUCCUCCAUCAGAGGGAAACACUCCAAAACGGCCUCUCUCAUCGAUCCUGAAGAGCGUCCCGGAAGUGGCCGCCACUGCUUGUGGGUCAGGUCCAAGAGGUGAAGGAGGAACCAUGCAGGGGGUGGAUGCAGCUGCAGGACUAAUAGAGAGCAGCUAUCUGACAGUGGGACCAGCAGGAGAGGCCACUCAGUUUAUCACCAACCAAGGAGCAGCAAACGAUGAACCCUGCUAUGAAAAUGUCUUAAUUACACAACCAUAACGCAGAGACACCUAGUCAGCAGGUCUGAUCAUGAUGCAACUUAUUUAUCCCACUGCAGUUACAACGUAACAGACAGAAACUGCUGCUUUUUGGAUGACGGUGCUUUAGUACAUAAAUUUACAGAAGUACAGUUUACAUGAUAAUACUUGUUUUUGGUGAUGAAAAUGUCUUAAAAUAUCAAUUACAAUCUGUUUAUGUUAGGUUUAAAGAUUGAUGCAAAAUGUAAAUACCAUGAAAACAUGUUAGAACAAGAGGUAAACACUAUCUGUAGAAAAAUCGUCUUUUUUAUUAAUAUCUGUGGAUGUUUCUGUGUUGCUUGAUAUGAAUUAUCAUUCACAGACUGGGUCACAGUCAAAUGAAACUGUACAGGGGUGAUCUGACUGUGUCUUGUAGAAAUGUGUGAAAACAUAAUUCUACAAGUCAACCCAUUAAAGAUUUUUUUAUUUAAAACAUAAUCAGA